Molecule: messenger RNA, 1269 nt
Organism: Mollisia scopiformis
Lineage: Eukaryota; Fungi; Ascomycota; Leotiomycetes; Helotiales; Mollisiaceae
Exons: 1
Coding region: 1-1269 (422 amino acids)
Biological process (GO): regulation of DNA-templated transcription
Molecular function (GO): DNA-binding transcription factor activity, RNA polymerase II-specific; zinc ion binding
Source: RefSeq, a predicted model, not a curated record
AUGCCAUCUAAUGCCGAAACCAACUGCAGCGGCAGUUCUUUGCUGUCCCUCCGGAUGUCGUGCGACCGGUGCCGGACUCAAAAGCUUAAAUGUUCCGUACCGGCGGAUUCAAGCACAUGUCAACGAUGUCAACGGGCAAGAGUAUCGUGUGUUUUUGGACGACGAAGUUCAUCGGAACGCACAUUACGCAAGGCAACGCACCGAGCCGAUCAGUCAACAACAGCAUCCACCGCCUCUCCAGAGCCGCAGCAGCUGGUGACACCCUUGGAGCCAGAGCCCAUGCUGUUGAAUGCUCCCGAACUCAAGCUCAGCUCUUGCAAUACUCAACCCAACUGGAACGAUUUGACUCCAGACAUCCACGGCCUGCUCCCAGAAUGGGACAGCGACAUGGAAAGCUAUGAUCGACUACAGUCCGGGCUGGCCUUAGACAUAGACAUGUUCAUUGCAGGUCAACCCGACCUCACGCCGUGGCCUCAACUACCUAAUCUUACGUCAACUACGAGCUGGCCGGUGGAUGACCUUGCAUCAGCCAGCAACACCGUCAGUACAGUUCAGAGCAGAGACGCUGUUUUGGCUAGUCAACGACUCACUACUCUCGUAUCAGAGAUUCAGCAGCAGUUGAAGAUGCUGGAGGAGAGCCGAUGGCACACAGACAGUGUGGGCAGCCUCGAUGACUAUCCAAUCGGCACCGUUCUUGAGCUUUCACAACAGUUCAGUGCCAUCGCUGGACCAAUUCUCAGCUGCAGGGCCUCCGAGUUGGAGGAGGUUGGCGACGAGGAGAACGGGAAUGAGAAGAAAACAAACAAUGCUGCUGUAGACACACCGACAUUGCUGCUCGUCAUGUGCGGCUACAUCUGGCUCGUACGCACUCACUGUGUCGUCCUGGGACAUUUUCAAAAGCACUUGAAUUGCAGGCCUGCCCUUCACCCAUACGGGUCGAUCAGCGGCAAUCGCAGCCCAAGCACUAUCAUGAGCCCAAUCAGUGGUAUUACCAGUACCACGGCACCGAGAAACCCAACGUUGCGGUUGGGUCAACUCCCUUGCGCAGACAUGGCCCUUUCACUGCAACAGAUUUAUACGGCCGUGGGGAUGCUGCUCGACGUGCUACACGACAUCGAGGGGCAUCUGGGACGUGGCGCAGCUGUAGCUCGAGUCAUGGCUGCAACCUCGCUGCUGGACUGGGGGAGGCGGCAUGAUGGUUGCUAUAGUGGUUUGAAUAAGAAAGCGACUUCUGUAAAAGAGCUCUUACGAGAGAAAAUGGGACUUUGA